Molecule: messenger RNA, 1456 nt
Organism: Salvia miltiorrhiza (redroot sage)
Lineage: Eukaryota; Viridiplantae; Streptophyta; Magnoliopsida; Lamiales; Lamiaceae
Product: mitotic checkpoint protein BUB3.1
Exons: 9
Coding region: 229-1254 (341 amino acids)
Biological process (GO): mitotic spindle assembly checkpoint signaling
Cellular component (GO): phragmoplast; mitotic checkpoint complex; kinetochore
Molecular function (GO): ubiquitin binding
Source: RefSeq, a predicted model, not a curated record
AUCCCAUUCCCUCACAAGGAGCCAAACGGGGCCCUAAAACUGGUUUACAACGGAUUCACGGCUUUGUUACUCUAGAUUUGAAUUUGAAUUCCCCUUUUCCUCCGCUCGCUCUCUCUCCCUCUCUAAAAUCAUCAAUCAUCACUCAUCAGAUCACCUUCCUUACUUCGCCUCUCUCCCCGCCGAACCCCCAGUCACUCCAAGCAAAAGGCGCAGCAAAUUGCGGCAAUCAUGACGGCAGCGCCACCCCCGUCGACGGGAAGGGAGCUAUUGAGCCCCCCGACCGACGGAAUUUCCAACCUCAGGUUCUCCAACCACAGCGACCACCUUCUUGUUUCCUCAUGGGAUAAGAGUGUUCGGUUGUAUGAUGCUAGUGCCAAUUCGCUCAGAGGGGAGUUUAUGCACGGAGGGGCUGUACUAGAUUGUUGCUUCCAUGACGAUACCUCAGGGUUUAGUGCUUCUGCUGAUCAUACUGUUAGAAGGCUCGUGUUCAACUACAACAGGGAGGAUGUUUUGGGGCGCCAUGAUGGGCCUGUCCGAUGUGUUGAAUACUCAUACGCAACUGGUCAAGUCAUUACGGGUAGCUGGGACAAAACCUUGAAGUGCUGGGAUCCAAGAAGUUCCAGUGGCCAGGAUCGCUCUCUUGUUGGAACAUAUACUCAACCUGAGCGUGUAUAUUCAAUGUCUCUUGUUGGCAAUCGCUUAGUGGUUGCUACUGCUGGAAGGCAUGUAAAUGUGUAUGAUCUCCGGAACAUGUCUCAACCUGAACAACGAAGGGAAUCUUCUCUGAAAUACCAAACAAGAUGCGUCCGAUGUUAUCCUAAUGGGACAGGUUAUGCUCUUAGUUCUGUUGAAGGACGAGUAGCCAUGGAGUUUUUCGAUCUCUCAGAAGCAGGCCAAUCUAAAAAGUAUGCAUUCAAGUGCCACAGGAAGUCUGAAGCAGGAAGAGAUAUCGUAUACCCUGUGAAUGCCAUUGCAUUUCACCCUAUCUAUGGUACCUUUGCUACUGGAGGUUGUGAUGGUUAUGUAAACGUGUGGGAUGGAAACAACAAGAAGAGGUUGUAUCAGUAUACAAAGUAUCCGACAAGUAUUGCAGCACUGUCCUUUAGCAGAGAUGGUAGACUGCUGGCGGUUGCAUCCAGUUACACAUAUGAAGAAGGAGAUAAACCCCAUGAGCCAGAUGCCAUAUUUGUCCGCAGCGUGAACGAAGUAGAAGUGAAGCCAAAGCCAAAAAUGCUUCCCAACCCUGCUUCAUGAGUUAGGCAAAAACUAGUUGCUUGUGCUAUUUCCGGAGCGAGUGUUAUUUUCAAAUUUUAGCUGUGAUCGAGGACCUUAUUUAAAAUCAUUUACUCAUUGAUGACUAGUUUUCAUGGGACGAUUGUAGUGUGCUCGGAAUACAAUUGAACAAGUGAUUUAGUGAAAAUGAAAGCAUACUACUGCUGCUGCUGCCUCCUCCCAA